Molecule: messenger RNA, 1005 nt
Organism: Ixodes scapularis (black-legged tick)
Lineage: Eukaryota; Metazoa; Arthropoda; Arachnida; Ixodida; Ixodidae
Gene: Nf-YB
Product: nuclear transcription factor Y subunit beta
Exons: 9
Coding region: 268-876 (202 amino acids)
Biological process (GO): regulation of transcription by RNA polymerase II
Cellular component (GO): CCAAT-binding factor complex
Molecular function (GO): protein heterodimerization activity; RNA polymerase II cis-regulatory region sequence-specific DNA binding; DNA-binding transcription activator activity, RNA polymerase II-specific
Source: RefSeq, a predicted model, not a curated record
CAGCUUCGCCUUCGUUUGCCCUCGUUCGCAGCCAUUGUUGCGAAAAAAGGCUUGUUUCACAUCCUGAGCGUUUCGAUCUCUACAAAGUGUUUAGUUUGCCUUUACAUCGGCGAUUCUUGACCGUUUGUCGAGAUUCUCUCUUGAUGCAGGCACGCAGUGAACGUCGAUUGUAUCAAUCCUGCCGAUUAGCCAGGUUCUAACGAAGGCAUUGUGCGCUCGUCGCUUACUGGUUCUGGGCUGACCAACCAAGUUGCUGUCGCGUUCAGAAUGGAGAACGGCGACAAUGAUACCGGUAACAUCACGGACUCCUUCCUUGCUGCAAGUGGCCAGUACAUCGUCCACGAAGGAUCUUUAUCAGGCACUGAAGGCGAGGACGGUCUAGGGAUCGCUGGUGAUGGCUCUGACCAAGGUGACAGUCAGAAAGACUCCGAACCCCUACGGGAACAGGACCGCUUUCUCCCUAUUGCUAACGUGGCUCGGAUUAUGAAGAACGCAAUUCCUAAAAGCGGAAAGAUAGCCAAAGAUGCGAAGGAGUGCGUUCAAGAAUGCGUUUCAGAGUUUGUCAGUUUCAUCACCAGCGAGGCCAGUGACCGCUGCCACCAGGAAAAACGGAAGACCAUUAAUGGAGAGGACAUCCUGUUUGCCAUGUCGACUCUCGGCUUUGACAACUACAUUGAGCCACUGAAAGUGUAUCUGCAGAAGUAUCGCGAGGUGGCCAUGAAAGGAGAAAAGAUUCCUGGGGCCGCGUCUGCAUCAGAAACAUCUCUCGAGGAGCUUGCAGACGACUCUUUCCCUAACAUCUUGACAGCAGAGCAAGGCACACAGCAAAAUGUCAUCUUCACAACAACCUUCCCAACCCAGGAUCUCUCCUUUUAAGGUGUAGCCCAGCUGGCCAUUUCGACAGAGACAGGCUUCGCAAGUUGCAUCUGGCUCCACCUCCUGAUGUAUAUAUUGGGACGUUUCACAGUGAGAUUAACGUUAAUAAACGAGGAACCCUUUAUAGCA